CCAGGCGCGCGCCCUGAGGCGGGCGGUAGCUGCGGGCCGGCGCCGUUCCUGAGGCGGCGGAGGGAUCUCGCCGCUGCUGGGGCUGCGCUGCGUCCUCCGGCUGAGGGACUGCGACCGCCGGAGCUCGGAGCACCCGGGACGGAGCUCAGCCUCGUCAGGCAGGUCGGCGGGGCGCCGGGGCCACCCCUGGGGCCGUCCCCCGCUCCUCUCAGAGCGGGCCCCGCUGCAGGAUGUGGCUCGGGGGGGCAGUGUUUGCGUGGGUACCGGCUGGUCUGUGGCUCUCCUCAUUACAGCAUGCCUUAGCCACCAAGAUUCCGGUCUCUUCCUAAAGUCAGAACACUGCAGAAAGCUGGUAAACCUGACGGUAAUCUCUCUUUGUAAUAAUCCGUCUGGAGACUUCUGCCAGCUGAGGGCUGGAGGUGCCUCUGGAGUCAGCUUUGUAACUGAAGCAGGCUUUCAAGGCUGAAUGAAGGCGCAGGAAAGGCAGUGCGGUUUUUUCACCAUUUGUGUGUCUUAACUCGGGGUGUAACUGCUAAUGAAGUAAAGAUUUCAAGGAAGCCUGAUGACAACAAAAGCAAACUCUACUGUGUCAGCAGGAUCUAUAGCUGUCCCUUAUGGGCAUGUAAUUGGAAAUGAGAAGUGGAGAGGGUCAGAGAUAGCCCAAAGGCUACAAGGGAAAAUUAGACUCAUCUUUGAAGAUGGCUUGGGACUUGUGGAUUUUCAUCUUUCAAACAGAACUUGCAUUUUAUAUAUUUCUGAAGCAGAUUUGGUUGCAGGGGAUGAAUUCAAACGAAGAUUGGCUCGGUUUAGGAAUGCCAGCAGUCUCAGUGGAAUAGUAAUUGUAGAGAAAACCCAAAUAAGUGAUCAGUACUUCUCAGCAGUACAAAAGUUUGUUGUGCUAGAACUUGGAAUGGUGUUGCUUCCUGUAGGAAAUCAAGGAGAAGCUUCUCAACUUAUUACUCAGCUAGUCCGGGAACAAAGUAAGGAUCACAGUAGUAACCCCUUUCUUCGGAAGCAAUGUUCUCAGCUGGCAGAGCCAUCACUCUUUCGGACGGUUCAACAAAUUCCAGGAGUUGGGAAAACAAAAGCUCUGCUUUUACUGCAACAGUUUGGAAGCCUCCACCGUCUAUGCAAUGCAUCUGUCAAAGAGCUUGAGCUGGUAGUUGGACAAACAGUAGCACAACAGAUUUAUACCUUUUUAUGUUCCUGACAUGCAUGGGUAGUGCCGUUUUGGAAAACAAACCUUUUUGUUUGUGUUUCUUGCGAAUUAUAAAAUUAUUUUUUUAAUAAUCACAUACGACAGUGAUUUCUGUAAUCCUGGGUAACAACUGGAGUGUAUUGACUAGUUCUUUAGAUUAUUACUCUGCUGCUGCUUCUUUACAUGUGUUCUGCUUAAGUCGCUCGAGCUGUGAAAACUGCCUUGAAAAGAGGGCUGUAAAGUGUUUUGCAUUUAUCUUGUACAAAAAACAGAGAGAAAGCUGUUUUUUUCAGCAUCCACAGAAAAAAAAAAUUGAAAGCAAGUUGCUUGAUUUUGUCUUCCAGAAAUAAACACCUUGUUAAUAUGGGA
Falco peregrinus (peregrine falcon) is the source of this 1567-nucleotide messenger RNA. It is a transcript of the gene FAAP24, whose product is annotated as FA core complex associated protein 24. The coding region runs from base 563 to 1210 and encodes 215 amino acids. NCBI's taxonomy places the organism in Eukaryota, Metazoa, Chordata, Aves, Falconiformes, Falconidae. Gene Ontology annotation, cellular component: Fanconi anaemia nuclear complex. Gene Ontology annotation, biological process: interstrand cross-link repair. The record is from RefSeq and is a predicted model, not a curated record. Gene Ontology annotation, molecular function: chromatin binding. The transcript is spliced from 5 exons.